GUGCAUUGCAGCAAGGCUACAGAAAUGUGUGACACGAGCACUCCGUAUGAUUUAGCAUCAGGGCUUAUAGGCAUGAACUGGGGUUAAAGGGGAACUUUACCCUCAAAUUGCUUUUUGCCUAAAGAAAGAAACUGCAACAGAGCAACAUCCCAAUGAUCAUACAUUAAAUGCUUUCACAGCUUCUUGUGUCAUUGCUCCUGAAAGGGGUCACUAUCUGGCAGUUUUUCUCUGCCAAUCACUGCUGGUUCUGACUCCUAAAACAGUGCAGCAGUAGCCAGCUGGUUAACAGAUAGGGUUGCCACCUGGCCAGCAUUUUACCGGCCUGGCCUGUAAAAAUGCUGCUUGGUGACUGUUAUUAAUAGGGGAAAACCAUAAAAAUAUAGGAUGGCCGGUAUUUUUUUUCCCAAAAAGGUGGCAACCCUAUUAACAGACCCGGAGGAGAUCUUCAACACAGCACUUGUAGGGCUAAAUGGAUAUAUUAUCUUCCUCCUUGCUACCCAUGAAAGGCACACAACAUGCCCUGUUGCAGGCAUUGCUUAGUCUCCCGCCUGGCUUGGCUUUGGGCCCCACGCUUACCCAAGGAGAAGGUAUGGGACUGUGGUGUGUCGGCAAGGUGCUGCAGUGUGGGACGCUGCUUCCUCCCCGUAGCUCUGAUGCUGAUGGGGGAUCAAUAGAGAUUAUGGACCACUUAUCACCAAAUAACACCAACCACUGGUUAAGGUAUAUCAGGAGCAGCCUGAAUGAACAGAAUGUUAAGCUGUGCACACUGAGUGGGGCUGUGCAUCUGCAGGUAAUCACUACCAUCCAUCCUGGAUCAGAGCUUCAUUUACACCAGGAGGGACACAGAUUUGCCACUGAGAAUGAUGGAAACCCGGGGCAACACCAGACAGAUCUAAGACAGGGGGCACAGGCAUCUGAGCGAUUAGAAUCAGCUCCAGUGCCUGUCGAUGAACAGAAACGCAAGUUGGAUUCUAAAGAUGCUGAGAUGUUGGAGUGCAACUGCCCACCCACUGUGCCACUGCCACUCAUAAUGUCCGUAGUGACACCACAGCCUAACGGGCCGUCUGCAGCCGGAACACCAGAAACAGAGAGUACGGCAUCCGCAGAACCUGCAGAGCAAGAAAACUUAAAUCCAAUUAUAACAGAACCAGAGGGUGCUAAGCUCUUAAUCAGCCUCCAUCAUAUAAACUGCUCGGCAGAACCUGCGACCCAGCAAGCGGUUCCUGUGCAGUAUACACAAGUCACAGAGUGCCUAGAUACUACUGAUUUAAGACCAGUGGAGCAAGAGAAAACACUGCAGACGUCACAGAACAAAAAUACACACGUUGCCUCUGUUGCCCAGAGUGAAGCUUCUCAUGAGCAGCACAAGCCUGAAGGGAUACAGGAGCAUCAGAAACCCUCUAAAGUGAAAUUGCCCAAAGAGAAACCUAAAGAACCAGGAGGUGAAGCUAAAUCAGCAGUGAAUGUAAAGAAAGCGAGGAAAGCACCCAAGUGGAAAUCUGCUGCAUCCAACAGGAGAAAAGGGGCAAAGAAUACAGACACGUCUGAGGAUGCCAGAUGUGAGCCAGCUGAACAGAAAGAAAGUCCUAAUGCACUUCUAGUGAAUAAAAAGUGUAAAAUUCAACCCCAAACUGAGCGCCGGUUUCCAUGUAAAGACUGUGACAGAAGCUUUUUCCAGCUGGGCCACCUAAAGAAGCACAGUUUCAUCCAUAGUGGUCUGAAGCCCUUCCUGUGUACAGACUGUGGUAAGGCUUACAGUUCAGAGGAGAGCUUCAAAGGACAUUUGCUUUCCCACAUGGGACUCCGACCUUUCAAGUGCCAGCUCUGUGACAAAGCAUACAGCACGCAACGGGACUUACGCGAGCAUGCGGUUCUGCACACUGGGCAGCGCCCCUACCGCUGCGAGGACUGCGGCAAAAGCUUUACUCGACGACCCACCCUUCGCAUCCAUCGGAAGAACUACUGCACUUCGGCCGCAUCCAUCGACUACAAGCCGUCUCUGGAGUGCCCGGUCUGCAGGAAGAUGCUGGCCAACAGCUGUUCUCUGCGCAACCACAUGCGGAUACACUCCGGAGAUAAGCCGUUUACCUGCUCUGACUGUGGCGCAGCUUUCCGCCACAAGAGCAGCUUGCGGGUUCACAAACGAUUGCACACAGGAGAGAAACCAUACAAGUGCCAGUAUUGCGGCGAUGCCUUCCCCCAGCAGCCAGAACUGCGGCGUCACUUGAUCAUGCACACCGGAGAGAUGUACCUGUGCACCGUCUGUGGCAAAGCACUUAAGGACCCUCACACCCUGAAAGCUCACGAGCGCCUGCACACGGGAGAGCGCCCCUUUACUUGCCAGUACUGUGAAAAAUCAUACCCUCUUGCCACCAAGCUCAGACGGCACCUGAAAUCCCAUCUUGAGGAGAAGCCAUUCCGUUGCCAUCUAUGCGGCAUGGGAUACUCCUCACAGCCUAGUCUAAAGCGCCACUUGCGUAGCCAUAAAGAAGUCGCUGAGACAGGCUAUUCCGCCGCAACAGCCAAUGAGAAUUUAGAGACUGAGUCCACUGUAGUUUUUGUACAGGUGAUGGAUUCAGAGGAAUCUCCCAGCCAAGGAGAGGUGCUGGUUGCUGAAUAUACAGACAAUCCGGAGCCAGGCCUGUCCCAGAAUCCUCCAGCUGUUCUUCUUCCCAUGCACUCUGGAAUAGUGGCAGUGUCCUCUGAGCCUGGCCAGGGGAAGGGGAUCCUCCUGCAAAAGGAUAAUGGUCAUGUGGUAUUACUGGUGCCGCAAGCUCUUGGGUUCAGCGCGGUAGCAGAGGAAGUCGAGGUGGAAUCUGGGACGUGACAUGGGACAUUUGGUAACUUCUGACCCAUCCACCUAAAGAAAGAUCAGUCUCUCUGAUCCUGUAUAUGGCAGCAGUAUGGUGCAGAGCCUUCAGAGCAUCAGCCAGUCAGACAUUGCAGAACAUUGUCCAGCUUUGUGCAAGAUCUUUUCACACUAGAGAUAUGGGUAGACAGGUGACUGUAGUGACAUGGCUUCCUGUUUCUGGGAACAUAUCCAUGAAGAGCAAUACUUCUACUGCCUAUUGAAUCAUUCUGUGUUGUUACAGUAAGAUCUGCAAUGUUGUAGUUGGUCUUUGUCCUUAAAGGGAUACUGUCAUAUGUUCAAAACGCAGCAGUUAGUGCUGCUCCAGCAGAAUUCUGCACUGAAAUCCAUUCCUCAAAAGAACAAACAGUUUUUUUUAUAUUUAAUUUUGAAAU
Molecule: messenger RNA, 3243 nt
Organism: Xenopus laevis (African clawed frog)
Lineage: Eukaryota; Metazoa; Chordata; Amphibia; Anura; Pipidae
Gene: znf408.S
Product: zinc finger protein 408 S homeolog
Exons: 5
Coding region: 470-2827 (785 amino acids)
Biological process (GO): regulation of transcription by RNA polymerase II; negative regulation of transcription by RNA polymerase II
Cellular component (GO): nucleus; nucleoplasm
Molecular function (GO): RNA polymerase II cis-regulatory region sequence-specific DNA binding; DNA-binding transcription repressor activity, RNA polymerase II-specific
Source: RefSeq, a predicted model, not a curated record